This is a messenger RNA of Lecanosticta acicola, 1401 nucleotides long. Lineage: Eukaryota; Fungi; Ascomycota; Dothideomycetes; Mycosphaerellales; Mycosphaerellaceae. The record is from the annotation of a GenBank genome assembly.
AUGGGACGCAAAGAGAGCGAUGCCUUUGGCGAGAUCGAAGUCCCCAGCGACAAGUACUGGGGAGCGCAGACCCAGCGCUCCCUCGGCAACUUCAACAUCAAUCAGCCUCAGGACCGCAUGCCGCCGCCCAUUGUGAGGGCGUUUGGUAUACUGAAAGGUGCUGCCGCGACGGUGAACAUGAAGUUCGGGCUUGACCCGAAGGUUGGAAAGGCCAUCCAGCAGGCCGCGGCCGAGGUUGCUUCACUCAAGCUCCUCGACCACUUUCCCCUGGUCGUUUGGCAGACCGGCUCCGGCACCCAGUCCAACAUGAACGCCAACGAGGUCAUUUCCAACCGUGCGAUCGAGAUCCUGGGCGGUACCAUGGGAUCCAAGAAGCCGGUGCACCCCAACGACCAUGUCAACAUGUCUGCCUCUUCCAACGACACGUUCCCAACCGUCAUGCAUAUUGCUGCUGUCCUGGAAUUCGAAGAGGCUCUUCUGCCAGCGUUGAAAAACUUGCACUCCGCUCUGAAGAACAAGGCCGACCAGUUUGAGCACAUCAUCAAGAUUGGAAGGACACACUUGCAGGACGCUACACCUCUGACCCUCGCCCAAGAGUUCGGGGGCUAUGUCAAGCAACUGGAGUACGGUAUUGUGCGCGUGGAGUCUGCUCUGCCUCAUUUGCGACUGCUGGCACAAGGUGGAACUGCCGUCGGCACCGGGCUCAACACUUUCGUGGGCUUUGCUGAAGACAUUGCUUCAGAGGUCAGCAAGAUGACCGGCAAGCAGUUCACCACUGCACCAAACAAGUUCGAGGCUUUGGCUGCUCACGACGCUAUUGUGGAAGCCCAUGGCCAGCUGAACACUUUGGCUACUUCGCUCUACAAGAUCGCACAGGAUAUCAGAUUCCUCGGCUCUGGUCCUCGAUGCGGUCUUGGUGAGCUUAGUCUGCCGGAGAACGAGCCUGGCUCGUCCAUCAUGCCUGGAAAGGUCAAUCCGACUCAGUGCGAGAGCAUGACCAUGAUUUGUUGCCAGGUCUUUGGAAACCAGGCAGCCGUCACGUUUGCUGGUUCUCAGGGCAACUUUGAGCUGAACGUCUUCAAGCCAGUCAUGAUUCGAAACCUCCUCCACUCUGCCCGCCUCCUCACCGAUGGAAUGAACAGUUUCCGUGAGCACCUUGUCUUAGGAUUGGAGCCCAACGAGGCCAAGAUUGCAUCUAUCUUGAAGGAGAGCUUGAUGUUGGUCACCUGCUUGAACCCGGUGAUUGGAUACGAUAUGGCAUCCAAGGUUGCGAAGAACGCACACAAGAAGGGCUGUACGCUCAAGGAGAGCGCGAUGGAGCUGGAGGCCCUGAGCUCAGACAAGUUUGACGAGAUUGUUCGACCUGAACUCAUGAUCUCGCCCAAGGAGUACAAGAAAUAA